AUGGAAGAACUUGAAGUAGAUCAUCAAUGUCCCUCAGAGGCUUCUAGCAGCUCUGCAACAUCAGAGGGAACUCCAUCCAAGGAUGGGGAAAAGUCGAAGACGUUGAAGAUGAAAGGAAAAGGAAAAGUUAUUGCAGAGGGUUCUGAAGCAGAGCCAAAAUCCGAAUCGGGUUCAAGCCUUUUGCUUGAUCUAAGGCUCUCCAAUGACGAUUCUACGGUGGAACUCAACCUGUGCAACUCUCUCAACAUGGCUUCUUCACCGAAAACGAAGAUGAUGGAACGUGAAAAACAAUCCGAUAGGCGGGUUUUUUCCUGCAAUUUCUGCAAGAGAGAGUUCUCCACUUCACAAGCACUGGGUGGACACCAAAAUGCACAUAAACAAGAGCGUGCAAUGGCAAAAAGGCGACAAGGUAUGGAUAUGCCAGGCUUUGGACAUCCACACGUUCAUUAUUAUACCUAUUCAAGCAUCCCACACGUCCCUUUAUAUGGCUCUUUCAAUAGGUCACUUGGGGUGAGGAUGGAGUCUAUGAUUCACAAGCCUCCUUACUCAUGGAUGACGCCGCCGCCAUCUGGGUACCAAUUUGGCCAUGGUGGGUGGCUUAAGCCUACCAUGAUGAGCCCACAAUCAUCUUUUGAGCAUAGAAUGAGAAGGGAGGAUUUUCAAAUGCACGGUGGUGGUAGUAGUGGAUUUGGAGCUCCUGCAGGGCCUUCUUCUACGAUUGAGGGAAGUGGUGGUGGUGCAAUUUCAAGCCUUGUUGGAGGUUCCAAUUCAAACGGUAAUGACUCCAGCAUUUUGGCUAACAAGACAAGUGGAGGUGAUAAUCUUUGGCAAGGGGGCCAUAAGGAAGAUGAUCAACCAGGGGGACUAAAUCUAGAUUUGUCUCUCUAG
This is a messenger RNA of Vitis riparia (riverbank grape), 888 nucleotides long. RefSeq names its product zinc finger protein 6-like. Gene Ontology annotation, biological process: negative regulation of abscisic acid-activated signaling pathway. NCBI's taxonomy places the organism in Eukaryota, Viridiplantae, Streptophyta, Magnoliopsida, Vitales, Vitaceae. The record is from RefSeq and is a predicted model, not a curated record. The transcript has a single exon. The coding region runs from base 1 to 888 and encodes 295 amino acids.